AUAGAGAACGAGAGAGAGAGGUAGAGAGAGAGCGAGUUAGAGAGCAAAAAAAAAAGAGAACUUGUACAUUUUCCAUCCCCGUUGUUUGGUGACUAUGAACAGCUGUGUGGAGGAGGUGUUUGGUGGUGCGGUGGAGGUGGUGGUGGUGGAGAGUGGAGGGAGAGUGUGAGCCGCUCUCCCCUCCCCUUCCCUCGCCGCCACAGCAUCACAACAGCCCUUAGGAGGAGGAAAGGGAGGCUGUGUGGUGCUGUUUUAGUCUCCCUUCUCCAGUGUGUGUUCAAUACUUGACACUCACAGUAAGAGCAACAUGACCUCCCAGCGACGUGGGGAGGAGACGUGACCCAGGAAUGACCCGGAGGAGAGCUGACCACGUGGAGACAAAGAGGAGACCCAGAGACCAAGAGGAGACCAGGAGGAAAACACGAGAUCAAGAGGAGACAGCAAGAGAAAGGACCUAACGCGUACCUAACCCUUCACUUUCUCUUUCUUUCUCUUCACCAUGCUGAUUAUAAGCCCCCAGGUCAGCAUAGGGGUUGCCUGAGCCAGAGGAUGCUGACCCAAAUAACCAACCGAAUGCUGAGCUCAGAAAGUCCUACUCUCUGAUAAAGGUUACGAGACAACGGCUGCAUGCUGAGUUUACGAAGUCCCAAAGGCCUCGAAGUCAGCAUGAAGUCUUUAUAGCACGGUGAGUAACGCCAAAUAGUCAGCAUGAAGCCUCUUUGACGGGACUGAGCAAGAACCGAGAAGCCCAAAGGAACAAGAGGUCAGCAUGCGGAUUCUCUGACGGCACUGAGUAAGAAUCCUUUAGCCCCGAAGAAAAUUGGGUCAGCAUGAGGAGCCUUUGACGGAGCUGAAGAAGAACCCCAAAAAAGCAUAUAGUCAGCAUGCGGAUUCUUUGACGGCGCUGACUAAUAGAUUUUCUCCAACUCCCUAAGAGCACAGAGUCAGCAUGCGACCUUUUUGAGCGCGUCCAAGAAGUUUGAGGUGAGCAUGAAGAGCCUUUGACGGUGUUGAAAGUAGUGCCGGAACUCCCUACGACCCCGACCUCAGCAUGACAUCCUUCUGAGGGUGCUGGCCAGGCGUGGGUCGUCAGGAUGCUGGGUGCGGGUCCCCCAAGGGCGCGCCGGAGCCUCCUGCAGCGCUCAGACACGGCGCCGGAGGAAUGGGAGCUGGAGAGACGUCUCGAGGCGGAGUGGCGGAGAAGGACGCUAGCCAGGGCAGCCUCCGUCGACCGCCCCGCCUCCGCCGCCCCGCCCCGCACGGCCUACACGCUCCCCGCCGCCUUCCCUGGUAUCUCCGCGGCUAUGGGAGCAAGCGACUUUUUCCCCUCGAGAUCAACCGUCAGCAUCCCUGCCUCAUGCUCCGCCUCCUGCCCGCCCACCGUACCCGCCACGCCCACCCGCUCACCACGCCCAACACUCAGACCGAACAUGGGCGCCCCUCUCGCACCCCCGCCCCCUCCACCUGCCUCCACCCACGCGAACGAGCCGCUGGUGGGUGGGCUGGGCGGGCUGGGUGGCAGUAUGAUGGGCGGGCUGGGCGGGAGCAUGGUGGGCGGGGGCGGGUUCCAGUGUGAGUGCCUGGAGGACCGCCCGAUGAACAGGUGGGAGCCGGGUGUGUUUGACAUGUGGUGCAGCUCGUGUACCAAGAAGAGGCGGGAGUCCAUGUGGUCCUCCCUCGAUCUCAGCCUGCCGCCCCACCAGCUCUCCUCCAGCGCCCUGCUCCCCGACACCCCCGACACAGAGGGCAUGGGCGGGCUGGGCGGGCUGGGCGGCUUGGGCGGGAUGGAUGUGGCCGCGGAUCUGAUACGGUCGCGCCAGCCCCCGCCGCCCUCCUUCUGGGACUGUCUUGUGUCCUGCCACGACCGUCUUGGCCAGCGGCUCGCACGGAAGAGGGUGGAGCAAGGCGUGCGGCUCUACAACCAACAGAAGCACAUGGCGGCCGUGAAGAAGUGGAAGCAGGCGCUGCGACGCAUCAACAAGGACAACGACCGCUUCAUCACGCUCGGCUACCUCAGUCAGGCACACCUGGACUGGGGCAGAUACAGAGAGAUGCUGGACUUCGGGUUUCAGCAGCUGGACAUCGCCAACGAGAUGGACUCGCCGAUGCUGCGUGCCGAGGCGUACCUCACUAUCGCGCGGGCCAACGAGCGGCUCGGCAACCUGGAGAAGGCGGUGUCGUACUGCCGCCACUCGCUCUACAACCAGUGUGACCAGUCCCGCACCACAGGCUACGUGCAGCUGACCCUCGGCAACACCUACGUCACCUACUCCAGCUUCAGCAAGGCCAUCGAGCACUACGAACUGGCCCUCAAGGUCUCAAGAAGCAUCCACGACACGGCGCUCGAGCUGCAGGUGUACUGUGGGCUGGGCCACACUUUCUGCCUCCUUCAGGAUUAUGAGCGGUCCCUCUCGUUCAGCGCUAAGGCCUUCGAGCUCUCCAAAACCUUCCACAUCCUGGACCUCAACUCCCGGUACCAGCGGCUGUCCCUGGUGACGCUGGCCACGCCACUCAGGAAGCUCGGCCGACUCCCCGAGGCGCGGGACUGCUGUCAGGACGCCCUCAAGUUGGCCCUGACGGCGGGUGACAGGCCUACACACGCCCGCUGCCUCGCCAUCCUCGCCGACAUCCACCGCCAGUGUCUCGACGUCCAGCGGGCGUACAAGCGCUACGAGGCAAGCAUGCAGCUGAUGGUCCACAUGGAGGAUCGCUACGGCCAGCUCAUCGCCCACAACGGCAUGGCCAAGACGCUGGGGCUGAUGCGGCGGCAGUCCAAGAUCUGUGACUGCCGGCCGCUGGAGAUCAACAACAAAGUGAUUGACCUCGCCUCCUCUCUCGGCUGUAAGCUCAUCAUGCGGUCGGCCCACCUUCGCCUGGCUGAGCUCUAUCGCAUCCUCAACGACGAUCAGAAUGAUUCCCUUCAGGUGCGUCUUGCAGCGUGCCUGGCGGAGGAGAUGGAGCUGAUCUGUGGGGUGUGCCAGGAACGCUAUGGCGACCAGGGGGGCAACUCCCUUGAAGCGCUCCCCUGCUCCCAUAUCUUCCAUUCCAAGUGUGUGAGAGAUCUAAUGGCAUCGAGUGACCGCAAGAAGAAGAAACGUAUCUGCCCGGACUGCCGGAAAUCGCUCAAUUCCCGCCUCAUGCUUAUCUGCUACGACGAACUAAAGUCUGCCUGCAAUGACGGCCGCGUGCCCACCUUCCCCCGCUAUCACCCCUCGCCCUGCUCAGACGACCAGCCCCUCUGAUACUCAACCAUCCAGCCUCCGUCAACACUUAAGGAGGACCUCUGCUUCUGGCUAUUCUGCUGUACGUAAACCCGGCAAGAGGGGCGGCCUGGUGCCUGAGGCUGCAGUUGAAGGCCUGCCUGUGCUGGGACAGACAAGGUGGUGCCCAACACAUGUCCUGGGAAGGUUCAGAGAUCGAGCUUACAAGAAUCCUGAAAUAUUCCUCUGACAAUCAACACAGAAUAGAAUCACUGUGUCAGGUUUGGAGUGGUGGUGGCUGUGAAGGAGUUGCUGAUGCUGCCACCUUCAUCACCUCCCUUUGGGUCAUGAUGCAGACUCAAAAUGGUGAUGUGAUUACAAAGGGCAGAAGUGCACCUCAGUCUUGCCUCUGGUUCUUGUGCUCGCUGCUGAACCGCUGCUGACUUCAACGUAAGGCUGACACGAGGUUGGUCUCGUGUUGCUGCUAACAAACUGCCAGACUUCAUAGCUUAGAGCAGUCUUUGGGGAGCCAGACUGCACAGACUCUAUACAGUGUUGACAUUCUUGUUGCAUAUUCUUAAGGAGAUUAGAUGUGUAUAAAUAAAACUCUUGGACUUCCUCCUUAUCACGUGGAAAAGUUGUGCUGUAUUUUCACACAAAACUAACCUUUGGAAAACUGACCUAACACUAACACUCCAAGCAAAUACCAAGUGAUAAGAGCUGACAAAACUGUCAGAUGCUCUACUCUGUUACUGUUACGUUAUAAUUGUUCUUCUGCUGUGAGAACUGUCAAGUGGCAAUACAUAAUUGGUAAGGGCCUUGACAAUCACUAAGUGGAGCAAGAUGGUGUAUCGACUAGACGUGUGUUACCAAGAGCUUGAAUCAGUUUGUGGCUCAGCUGAUAGGAGCUGUUUGUUCUUGCUGUUUCAGCUUCAUCAGACCGGCAGUUAUGACAGCAAAAC
This is a messenger RNA of Eriocheir sinensis (Chinese mitten crab), 4162 nucleotides long. Its product is annotated as 43 kDa receptor-associated protein of the synapse homolog. The transcript has 11 exons. The coding region runs from base 1095 to 3242 and encodes 715 amino acids. Lineage: Eukaryota; Metazoa; Arthropoda; Malacostraca; Decapoda; Varunidae. Gene Ontology annotation, biological process: chemical synaptic transmission. Gene Ontology annotation, molecular function: acetylcholine receptor binding; protein-membrane adaptor activity. Gene Ontology annotation, cellular component: synapse. The record is from RefSeq and is a predicted model, not a curated record.